This is a messenger RNA of Melanotaenia boesemani (Boeseman's rainbowfish), 1704 nucleotides long. It is a transcript of the gene aurkb, whose product is annotated as aurora kinase B. Gene Ontology annotation, cellular component: chromosome passenger complex; spindle midzone; spindle microtubule. Gene Ontology annotation, molecular function: protein kinase activity; ATP binding. NCBI's taxonomy places the organism in Eukaryota, Metazoa, Chordata, Actinopteri, Atheriniformes, Melanotaeniidae. The record is from RefSeq and is a predicted model, not a curated record. The transcript has 9 exons. The coding region runs from base 114 to 1112 and encodes 332 amino acids. Gene Ontology annotation, biological process: mitotic spindle organization; protein phosphorylation; regulation of cytokinesis.
GACCAAUCACAUCACAUUACUUCAUUUCAAAAACGUUGGCGGCCAUUAUAGUUCGGAAGAAUAGUAUUGUUUUUUUCCACGCUGUGCAAUAUAUACCAAGUUUCUUCGCUAUAAUGCAGAAUAAGGAAAAUUACGAGCCCAGUAGUCUCCGAAAACAGUUUGCAACCCCGAGUACGAUGGCAGGACCACAGCGCGUUCUGGUGAAGCCACGGGUAGAAACAAUAAAAAAUGCAGUCACAGGUCCUGGAAGAGAAUGUGUUGGCUCAUCCUCCAGUUCUCCACCUAAGAAAAUUUCUAUUGAUGACUUUGACAUUGGUCGACCCCUUGGAAAGGGCAAGUUUGGCAAUGUGUACCUUGCACGGGUGAAGAAGCUCCAGGCCAUUGUGGCACUGAAGGUGCUAUUCAAGUCUCAAAUGGAGAAGGAGGGGGUGGAGCAUCAACUCAGGAGGGAGAUUGAGAUUCAAGCCCAUCUCAAGCACCCCAACAUUCUGCGCUUCUACAAUUAUUUCCACGACCGCAAGAGGGUGUUCUUAGUGCUGGAGUAUGCCCCCCGCGGUGAGAUGUACAAAGAACUACAGAAAUAUGGACAAUUUGAUGAUCAGCGCACUGCAACGUACAUGGAAGAGAUAUCUGAUGCUCUAAUGUAUUGCCAUGAGAAGAAAGUGAUUCAUCGUGACAUCAAACCUGAAAAUCUACUUCUUGGCUACCGUGGAGAGCUGAAAAUUGCUGAUUUUGGAUGGUCUGUCCACGCUCCCUCUCUAAGACGUCGUACGAUGUGUGGAACGCUGGACUACCUUCCCCCAGAGAUGAUCGAGGGGCACACCCACAGUGAGAAGGUGGACUUAUGGUGUAUUGGAGUCCUGUGCUAUGAAUGCCUUGUAGGCAACCCUCCUUUUGAAACAGCCAGUCACACGGAAACAUACAAAAGGAUUAUGAAGGUGGAUUUAAAAUUCCCCAAAGUGGUAUCUGAAGGUGCACAAGACCUGAUCUCCAAGCUGCUUCACCACAACCCCAACGAUCGUCUCUCUCUUCAGAAAGUUAUUGACCACCCGUGGGUGCGCACCAAUUCCCACAGACUCCUUCCUCCUACCUGCCCUACACAGAAAUCCUGAGCCCACCUGGCAAGCUUUCUUGUCAGACUCUGGGAGGUGUUUUAAUCUGUCCUCCACAUAAAACUGGACCAGCAUGAUUUAAUAUCACAGGUUAUAGCUUCAAACUGCCAUUAUUCUGUCACAUUAUAUGAUCGUAUACAUUAGAUAGUGUCAGUUUUUUUUGGACGCGUAUAUAUUAAGAUACAGAUAAGCAGGAAAUGAAAUGUGAGGAUUUCCUCAUAUUCUUCACAUUAAAGGUCACUUUGGCUUGAGCACAGUGACUAUCCAAAAAUUCUGAUUAUUUUUCUCAUUAGAUGAAUUGGUCCAGUUCUUUUAUGCAUGUUUAUUUUUCUUUGUACAGUAUGAUGUCUUCAUAUAUAUUUCUCUAGAGAUAUUUUUGUUUUUAUUUCUUUAAUUAAACUUUAUAAGAUGUUUCUGUUUGCAAUGGUGUACACACCAAAGCCCUGCUGUUAGACUGCCUACAAUAAGUAUAUUCUGCAGUUGUUAAAGAUGAUGUGCUUGCUGCUUGGGUUGGAAAUAAUUUUCGGGAUCUCUCCAGCUAUACGUUAAAUAUGUAAUAAAAAUGAAAAAAGAAAAAAUAAAUCUUUUUUUG